Molecule: messenger RNA, 6264 nt
Organism: Nannospalax galili (Upper Galilee mountains blind mole rat)
Lineage: Eukaryota; Metazoa; Chordata; Mammalia; Rodentia; Spalacidae
Gene: Mex3a
Product: mex-3 RNA binding family member A
Molecular function (GO): RNA binding
Source: RefSeq, a predicted model, not a curated record
GAAGGGGCUGGGCUCUAUUGGGGGCCACUGAGCGCCGCUCCGGGACUGGGGCUCUGUGCGGGAGUCGAAGGGGGCGUCUGCACCGCUGAGGGUAGACACUCCGGGUCCGAGGCGGAGGGGUGGGGGCACAGAGCCUGCGCCCCCCCCCCCGUCACCCCGGAGCGCAGAGAUCUGCUUUCUUGGUUUUGCUUCUCUUUCCCCCCACCCCCACCCGGGGGCUGGGGCGAGGGGAGUCGGGUUACAGGGUGCUUGGGGAGGGGGGCUUAAGGGGUGGGUCUAUCUUUCUAUCUCGCUUUCUUCCCCCCUCCCCAGUUCUUUGUUCCCCCUCCCCACACACACCCCUCCUCUCCUCUCCCCUCCUCUCUCCUCGUCUCCCUUCCACCACCUCUCUCUCUCCCUCUCUCCCCCAGCUUUUGUUUCGCCAUGCCUAGUCUAGUGGUAUCUGGAAUAAUGGAAAGAAAUGGGGGCUUUGGAGAACUAGGAUGUUUCGGGGGAAGCGCUAAGGACCGAGGGCUGCUGGAAGACGAGCGCGCCCUUCAGCUGGCUCUCGAUCAACUCUGCCUCCUGGGUUUGGGGGAGCCCCCCGCCCCCACGGCGGGCGAGGACGGGGGAGGUGGGGGGGGCGGCGCCCCCGCGCAGCCGGCCGUCCCCCCACAGCCAGCCCCGCCCCCCGCGGCGCCCCCGGCCGCCCAGACCGCGGCCCCCGCGGCGCAGACGCCCCAGCCCCCCACCGCCCCCAAAGGGGCGAGCGACGCCAAGCUCUGCGCUCUCUACAAAGAGGCCGAGCUGCGCCUGAAGGGCAGCAGCAACACCACGGAGUGUGUUCCGGUGCCCACCUCUGAGCACGUGGCCGAGAUCGUGGGCAGGCAAGGCUGCAAGAUUAAGGCUCUGAGGGCCAAGACCAACACCUACAUCAAGACACCUGUGCGGGGAGAGGAGCCGGUGUUCAUGGUGACAGGGCGGCGGGAGGAUGUGGCCACAGCCCGUCGGGAAAUCAUCUCAGCAGCAGAGCACUUCUCUAUGAUACGAGCCUCACGCAACAAGUCUGGUGCUGCCUUUGGGGUGGCCCCUGCUCUGCCAGGCCAGGUGACCAUCCGUGUGCGAGUGCCCUACCGUGUGGUGGGCCUGGUAGUGGGCCCCAAGGGGGCGACUAUCAAACGCAUCCAACAGCAGACCAACACCUACAUCAUCACCCCCAGCCGGGAUCGCGACCCGGUGUUCGAGAUCACCGGUGCCCCCGGCAACGUGGAGCGUGCCCGUGAGGAGAUCGAGACGCACAUUGCCGUGCGUACUGGCAAGAUCCUCGAGUAUAACAGUGACAGCGACUUCCUGGCAGGGAGCCCCGACGCAGCGCUGGACAGCCGCUACUCCGACGCCUGGCGGGUGCACCCUGGCUGCAAGCCCCUCUCCACCUUCAGGCAGAACAGCCUGGGCUGCAUCGGAGAGUGUGGCGUGGACUCGGCCUUCGAGGCUCCGCGCCUGGGUGAGCAGGGCGGGGACUUCGGCUACGGCGGGUAUCUGUUUCCGGGCUAUGGCGUGGGCAAGCAGGACGUAUACUAUGGCGUGGCGGAGACUAGCCCCCCGCUGUGGGCGGGCCAAGAGAACACGCCCACUUCGGUGCUCUUCUCCUCCGCCUCCUCUGCCUCCUCCUCUUCCGCAAAGGCCCGAGGUGGGCCUCUGGGUUCACACCGCUCUCCUGCAGCCUCUGCCGGGCCAGAGCUGGCAGGACUCCCUCGGCGCCCUCCCGGAGAGCCGUUGCAGGGCUUCUCCAAACUCGGGGCGGGUGGGCUUCGGAGCCCCGGCGGCGGGCGGGAUUGCAUGGUGUGCUUUGAGAGUGAAGUGACUGCCGCCCUCGUGCCCUGCGGACACAACCUUUUCUGCAUGGAGUGUGCAGUGCGCAUCUGCGAGAGGACGGACCCGGAGUGUCCGGUCUGCCACAUCACCGCCACGCAAGCCAUCCGAAUAUUUUCCUAAGUUCCCUGCUCCUGGUCUCCUGGGCCCGCUCCCUGGACCUGUUUUCCAUAAGGGCCUUCUAGAAAUCAGUGACUACAGGGCAAGGUGCUUAGAGAUAUUUGCUAGCUGGGGUGGGGAGGGGAGGCUGGUGUGGCUUAAGGGUGGGCCACUUUCAGAGCCUUUGGUUACCCUACCCUGGAAAGAUUGGGAGGGGGCCAGACAGAAAGUUUUACUAGAGUUACAACUCUGAUACCUCAACACACCCUUAAAUCUGGAAGCAGCUAAGAGGAGCUUUUGUUUAGUCAAAGGUGGCCACUAAGACAUCCUGACCUUUUUGCCCUCCCCAACAGUGUGUCACUUUGCCCCUUCUUCUGUGGGGGAGGUGGGGAAGAGGGAGAAUUGCCAUCCAUAUCUAGAGGUGCUGGCAACCCCCACCCCCUCUGGUCCUGACCUCCCACCUCCUAACAUGACCCUUUAAACUCUCCCAUUCCAGAGUCCCCAACAGUCUAAGGGAGAUGAGGGCCUAUUAAAGAUCUGGGUAGAUCUGGGGUAGAGGAUAUCUAUCAAUAAAGGGCUCAUAACUCAUCUGUCCCCUCCAAGCUGGACCAGAAGAAUCUGGAGAGAGGGGCUUCAGUCAUCCCCUAUGCGCACACACACUCCUCACUUCACGUUUUCCCCCUUCUUCCCUUCCUCUGGGUUUCCCCUUUCUCCAGUGCUUUUCUCUGUCCCUCCCUCCCCCAGCUGGUUUUUCUAGGUCCCUCUUGUUCCUCUGUCUUCCCUUCUCUCCUUCCUGCUGCUUCCGGCCCAACUUUGGGGAAUCCAUCUCCCUGGGAAGUAGGGAGAAAAUUCUGAUAGACACUCCCACCCCCACCCACAGUUCUCUUCAGGCAUGGGAUAGCCCUCUUCGCCACUCCUCCAAAGAAUCAGUUCUAGUUCUUGAUGGACAUAAAGGGUCAACCCCCAACCUUUAUCAUCUAUGAGCAUUAUAUUUAGGGAGCAUUUCUUAGCCUUGAUUUUCUGGCUAUGGGAAGGGAAAGCCAGAAGCAGAAAAUGGCCUGGGGCAGGAGAGUCAUGGCUGGAAGGACUCCCCUCUCUUGCAGUGGCCUACCCCCUGACCCCUCUCUGGACCUGACAGAACCAUUAUUAUUUAGCUGCAAAUUAUGAAGUCUCUUGUCUCACCCGCUGGUUGAGGUGAGAGGCCAGGUCUUUGGUGAGGGGUCAGGCCAAGGUAAAACAGGAUUGGGGUACAGCAGGGCUUGUUCUAAGAAUCAUGUAUUGUGAUAGGCCUGGCACCCCUUUGCUGCCCCUGUCGAGCCCCCCAUCCCCCAUUGCUCUCUUGGAUCUGACAUCAGCCUCCCAAUCCUCCUGGUUCCGCUGGCCGGGCAGGAGAAACUGAGGAGUGGGGAGGCCCAGAGGGCCAGGAGAUGCUUGUAUGUAAUGGGGUGGGGGGUGGGUGGGACUGGUUUGAGAGUCCUGUUCUUCCUGAAUGGAGAAAGGAUUGGGGAAUGAAGGCACAGAGGGAAUUCCUCUUUCUCCUUUGCCUGUUGUGAAUAAUUUUGCCUCUCCUUAGCCUUCCCCUCCAGACCACCAGCCUGGGAGGGAAGAAGAAAGGAGGUCACAGACCCUAAAACAGGCCUGUGAUGGCUUCCCUCCUCCCCACCAGUGUGAGCCAUCUUGAGAUGUCUGUACCAUAGAAACCAAACCAAAUGGGCACCUUGGGUUGCCCAGGGGUAGUUGGGGGUGGGGUGGGAAGAAGGAUGUCUGUCUGUUAAUCCCCCUCUCCACUCCUUACCCACAAAGGCAAAAGACUGUUACUCUAGGGGCUCCAUUGAUCCAAUCCCACCCUAACUGAGUGAGCCAUACCUAGAAACAAGCGCAAAACACUGAGCGAGCGACAAAACAGGAGAGAAAGCAAGAGAGGGAGUGAGAUGGGUGACCAACAGAGGAGAGGAAACAAAAAUAGCAAAAAAGAAAAAAAAGCAGUUCUUUAUAAUUUAAUAUUCUAUUUUAAUAAAGGCGUUUAUUACCGUAUAAAUGUAGCAAAGAACCUGGGCUAAUAUGAAAAAGACUUUUUAUUAGGUAAUUUAUUAUAUGAAAAGGAUAUUUUAUUUUAUGAUAAAGUGAUCCUUAAAAAAAAUAAAAAAACUUUAGAAGGUUUAGAAUAUAUGUAGGGAGAGAAGAAAAAAAUACAUUUGUAUUCAGAGUUAAAUCUUAAAAAAGUUUUUAAUAUAUGUUCGGGAUUAUGUUCCUUUUCUCCCCCACUUUUUUUUUGGGGAGAAAUGUCAUUUGCUUUUCUUGGGGGAGCAUCCUGGGAUGGAUGGUGAAGAGAGGGACUGGGGGUGUUGGUCCCUCUGGGGGCCCCCACCAGUAGAUUGGGUUUCACUCGGUGGGCUCCUCCUCCCCUCCCCCUCACCCCUCAGGGGAGCCGGUAGAGCCAAACAAAGGAAGGGAUUAACCAGAAAAGAAGGAGCUUUGGGACAUGGACUGACUGAGGAUCCUGGGGUGUCCCCUCCUUCACCUCCCCUGUGCCAGGGGCAGUAAGGAGUUGGAAAUCCAGAACCAAGGCCUAUCAGGUCUGUGGGAACCCUCAGAGAGGUGUCAGUUUUAAAGAAAUAGAUUUUUUUAACCAAAAAAAUGAGAGAAGAAAAAGAAGAACCGAGGGGUUUAAAAGAAGAGAAUACUACAAAAUAAUAAUAAUUCAGAUUUAUUUCAUAUAAUCCUAGAGAAAGAAAAAGAAUUACUAGUUACUUAGUAGACAAUAUUCAGAUAGCUUAAAGUUUAGUAGCAUUGUGGGCACCUGAGCCCGGUAGAAUGUAUAAAAGUAUGGAAGAAUAGAGGCCAGUGGCUGGGUUGCCCUGAGCUGCCCUACCUUGGGGAACUGGGCGAAGCAGGUUGCUAGCCAAGACUGGAAGCUUUCAGUCUGCUGGGGUUGAUUCUGAGAAUCCUUGGGUUUUUAAAGCAUGGGCUGAGUACAGGAGGGCACUUAGUACUAGGGUCUUUGAAAGGAUGCACACUGGUCAUCUGAAGCCAGGUGGGCUGGGCUGGAGGCCUGGCCAUCUCUAUCUUUGUUGGGAAGCCCCUACCCUCUCCUAGAGCUCUCAGGGAGGAUGGAGACUGCCCAGCUCUAACUCUCCCAAGCCCAACUGAGGAAGUUUUUGAAGUAUUACCUCAGUCCAUGUUGCUACACACAGAUUCAAGAGCUGGGUAAGCCAUUCCACAGUGGACAUGCACAUGCUUGUCACCGCAAGAGCUUCCAGCACUGAGGAGAUCAGUCCUCCAUCCUGUUCCCAUCCAGCAACUCACAUAGCCUGUGACCUCCAGGCAGCUGUGGGAGUGGCUAUCUGGGUAGUUGUCACAUCUGUAGGUUUUUGGUUUUGAUUUUUUGAGUUUUUAAUUUUUUUAAAAUUCUUAAGACAGGGUCUCUACUUAGGCUGUCCUGCAACUCACUACUUAGGCCAAGCUGGCCUUGAACUAGCAGCCAUCUUCUGUUUAGCCUCCGAUUGCUGGUAUUACUUUACCAUAUCAUAAAAAUUAGAUUCAGAGAAAGACUUCCUACCCAGGAGGUGGAGUGGAAAUACUGUCCAAAGAGGUCUGGGAGAACUCACUCCCCAAAGUACAGAGGUGGUGGAAGGGUGCUAGGAACUUAGGUGACUUUUGUGUUCCAGCCCCUCUCCAUCUGUGUUCAGAUAGGGGUUACCCACAGUGCCCUGGCCUAGGGCCACUUCACCUUCCCUACAGAAAAUUGGGAGCGUGGCUUUUGCAUGUGAGGAAUAAGCAUUGCUAAGCACUUGCCUUCUACGAGUCCCAGUUAACAAUCUGAUUUAAGAUGGGGAGAGGCCUGUUGGUUUUCUUUGGGCAAAAACAGUAUACCAGUGAGUGCUAUGCUGCCCCGUGACCUACACCCCAAACACAUCUCCCUCCCCAAUUUACUCUUCUCACCCCAUUUAGAGACAAGAGGUCCCCCUGCUCUUUUUGUCCUAGGACCCUCAAUAGUUUGGGAUGGUAGCACCUGGGAAGAGGGAGGGCCUCCCCUUGCCCACCUGAGGAUGCGUGCUUGAGGGGUCGGGUGGGUGGGUGGAGACAGCCCUGGGGCAGGGAAGGUGGUCUCUCCACUGUAGAAAGUAGAGUAGGAUCGUGGUCAGACUUAAUUUGAGGCAUCUAGUAACACGUACAAUCCACCAAGGAAAAAGUUUUCAAAUGCAAAAUAAAGGCGGGAAAUAAAAUAGACCCAUGAAUAAUCGAGUCAAAGUGAUGUUGCACAAAAUGCAGAGAAACCAAGAAGGGGAGGGUUAAUGUAUUAAAUGUGCUAUU